Cavenderia fasciculata is the source of this 1515-nucleotide messenger RNA. RefSeq lists its product as uncharacterized. Bases 1 to 1515 code for a protein of 504 amino acids. The transcript has 5 exons. Lineage: Eukaryota; Evosea; Eumycetozoa; Acytosteliales; Cavenderiaceae. The record is from RefSeq and is a predicted model, not a curated record.
AUGAAAAAGAAAAAGAAUAGAAAUAUUAAAAAGACACCAUUUGUAGAACCUGGUACUGAAGUAGCUGGUGUAAAUGAUGAACACAAUUACCAAUACAACUAUGGUAAUGUUAUCGAAGUAAAGGGUGUUGAUAUAAAGAAGAAUUGGACUGAAGCUACUUUGGGACAAUACUUCAAGGACGCUGGUUUUGUUAAAGGUUCAGGUAACACUCCAAGAAACAAAGCAGAGAUUACACCUUUUUUCAUUAAAUUUGCAUCAAAGUUAAUGUCAAUGCUACAAAAAGAAGAUGGUAAAGUACUAUGUCUGGAACUAACAGGCAAUGGAAUGAAGGACUUUGACAACGCAUUCAACUUGAUUGGAUUGGAGCAACUCUUACAUCCAGGUAUGCCACCAUCCUACAAGAGAAUGGCAACUUUUCUAGUAGUUUCAGCUUAUGUAAUGGGUCUACCUGGCUUUGGAAGGGGAUCACUUCCCAAUAUUAUCAAAGAUACCCUUGUUCUCGAGAUGAACCGAGAGAUACCAAGAAACUAUCCAGACCUUAUAAUCAAGAUACAGUAUACUUGGAAUAGAUACUAUGGUCUUGCCGAACAACACAGAUUGGUUCAAUGGGACACGCAGAAGUUGGCAGUAUUCCUACAAGGCAACAGUAUCAGACAAUACAGCACCACAAGGUAUCCACGCACUCAAAGAAGGGUUGAUCGUAUCAUUGCUCUGUCUCAUUUGGUAAUCUGUCUCAUCAUCAAGUAUGAAAAGAUCAAUCCAAAAGAUGUAAUGAUCAAAGACGAGUCUGUUGAAUCGGCAAUUGAUAAUAUGGGUAGGUUAGCCAUCCGAUAUUGGAAUUCACGACAACACUAUGCCUUUUUUAUGAAGAAUUACACUCUUGCUGUAUCACUUAUCGCAUUUCAAACUGGUAUCUCCCAUUUUGUCUAUCCUCCAUUGAUCGAUGGAUACCUCAAGCAAGAGAUACUUAACAACUUGGAAUUUCCCCACUUACGUAUGGAUGAUGGUGAUAUUAAUGAAUGUUUCCAUGAUAUUUAUUACUAUCUAAAUGAAAAGAAGAAGAAGAAAAAGAAAAAGAAAAAGACAGCAACAGUUUUAGUUGAUACUCAAAAGAAAUGGAAUGAAGCUACAGUUGGACAAUACUUGAAUAAUGCUGGUUUUAUUAGAGGUUCAGGAAACACUGCAAGUAACAAGGCAGAGAUUACACCAUUCUACAUUAAAUUUGCAUCAAAAUUGUUGUCCAUUCACUUGGAUAAUUAUGAAGAGAUGUUGUUAUUGGGCAAAUCGUUGGAGGAGAUUCGUAAUCAACCGGUCAAAGUGGCACUAGACUUUAUGGGUCGCAUGGUAUUAAAAUACUGGGAUUUGGAGGAGCCUUGGACUUUUGAAUUGAGAAUCUACACUCUUGUCACCACACUUGCCGCAUUUGAGAAAGAAUGUACCCAUUAUCAAGUCGGUACUACAAAUGAUAUUGAAGGUAUCUUUGGAACUCUUGCAAACAUCGUUAGAGAAAAAUAA